Trichophyton rubrum CBS 118892 is the source of this 2608-nucleotide messenger RNA. RefSeq lists its product as uncharacterized. The record is from RefSeq and is a predicted model, not a curated record. The transcript has 2 exons. Bases 294 to 1856 code for a protein of 520 amino acids. Gene Ontology annotation, molecular function: heme binding; oxidoreductase activity, acting on paired donors, with incorporation or reduction of molecular oxygen; iron ion binding. Lineage: Eukaryota; Fungi; Ascomycota; Eurotiomycetes; Onygenales; Arthrodermataceae.
GCAGAAGUCGAGAGACUCAAGAGACCAAUAAACCAAGAUGCUCUCGUAUAGCACGCCCACGCUGGUGGCGGCCGUGAUGGUCGCGUUGCUGGUGCCUUUCCUGACUCGCGCAGUUCUGGUUCGCCGCAGGUUCUACAAGAUGAGAGCUAACGGGAUCGUAGGUGCUACUGCUUGCUAUGCGCGAGGCUCUGCACCAUUUGUUUAAUCCUAGGUUAGACGAGACAACGGGCUGACAUCUUCUUCCACAGCCCAUCAUCGAGCCAUACUCGCCCUUUCUGGGCCAUCUCCCGCUGAUGAGGAGCUUGAGAAAAGGGCUGCCUCGCGACGCUCAUGGCUCCUAUACCUCGAUGAAAAUCAUACAAAACUGGCAAACAUACUUUCCCACCGCGAAGAAAUGUCCUCCCUUGAUCUAUCUAGAUGUCUGGCCCUUUAUAUCCCAGCCUAUCAUCAUGGUUAUUGCGCCCGAGCUCUGCGCGCAGCUCACCCAGGAGACGCCCCAGCCACGGCAUCCCAUGUUUGGAUGGGCAAUGACCCCAGUCACAGACGGUAUUGACAUUAUAUCUAUGAACAUGGCUGACCAUAAGGUCUGGCGCUCCAGACUGAACCCAGGGUUUUCGUCUAGGAACGUCAUUCAGAAUAUGCCUGCUAUCCUUGAAGAAGUCUCCCUUUUUGCCCAGAGACUGAAGGACACAAUUGAUGGGGAUAGCGGAGAAUGGGGGCGCAUGUUUACUCUCUAUGACCGAGCAGUUGCGGUGACCUUUGAUAUCAUCUCAAUAUUUACCCUUGAUCUUCACCUUAACGAACAGACAAGCGGGCCAGGGCCGCUACUUAAGGCUCUGAGGAAUCUAAUCACCCGAGUGAAGCUAAAGAAUAUCAAGAACCGGCUAGAACGAUAUACUCCAGGAUUUAGGCGCGACGUAUCGCAAAACGCGGCUACUAUGAGAGAUAUCCUACUACCCCAGAUACAGUCGCGGUUUAAUGAAUCCCCUAGUUCAAAGAAUCAGAAAACUGUCAUCGACCUAGCUAUCAAAGAUCUGAAAGAAAGCGGAUAUCAACCUACAUCUAGAUUAAUGAACAUCAUCGUCGCCAAUCUAAAGGCUUUCUUAUUCGCCGGUCAUGACACCACUGCUCAAACCCUGUUAGUUUUUCCCUUAGGAAGCCUAGAUAGAAGCUGCUUUACUUUGCUAACUCGCUUUAUUUUGCUAACUUGCUAUCUUAGUUGCUGGGUUUUCUACGAAAUCAACAAAUAUCCCGACAUCCUUGAAAAACUCCGCGCCGAACAUAAUCAGGUGCUAGGGUUCGAUCCAAAACUAGUAACCGAGAUAUUGCAACAAGCCCCCCACAAGAUAAAUCAGUUAGAAUACACGGCUGCAGUUAUCAAGGAAACACUACGCAUCCACUCUCUAGCCAACACCUUUCGCCAGGCUAACCCUAGCUUCACCUUCUCACUUGAUGGCAUCCAGUAUCCAACAUAUAACUUUAUGAUCCAGACAACUCCAACAAUGACCCAUAUUCAUCCUGAUCUAUGGCCUCGACCAAUGGAAUUUAUACCUGAUCGCUUCCUGGUCCCGGAUGGUCACCCCCUGUACCCCAUUAAGAAUGCCUGGCGUCCGUUUGAGUUAGGGUCGACGAAAUGUAUCGGCCAAGAACUAGCCUUGCUAGAGCUGAAGCUCGCCUUGGUGUUUACAGUGCGCGAGUUGGAUUUCGAUUUCAAUUAUGAUCUGUGGGAGGGAAUGAAGACAGAGAAGACAACGGGUGCAGUGCCGGACACAGUCAAUGGUGAACGCACAUAUAGAUGCGGUGAUGGCAUCGGUUCAGUCAAGGAUGACUUGCCUAUGAGAGUAAGGCUAAGAUAGCAGGAUUUUUUUUUUUUCCUAGUAAGAGAAGAAUUAAUAAAUGUCUCUAAAUAACCAGCUACACGUUGGGCUUUAUAUAUAAGGGGAAUAGAAAACCAUUCACUUCUUUCCGUUUACCUCCGGAACCUUCAUUCGACUCGCAAUAUCACGCACCACAUAUAUCUGGCCGUAUAAAUCAGUCACAUCACAAAACAUACGCCAUACCCCCAUCUUCCGCUCAUGAAGCUUCCGCGCCAUAUGGCUAGUUGCUCGCUGCCCUUCCUCCUGGAGCCUUUUGAAAGCAUCAUCCAGACAACUGCGCUCGUACUCCGCCAGCCUGAACAGGGCCUUUUUCUUUUCCUCCAUCGUGGCCGGGCCCGUCGAUCCCGCUAACAUCUGCAAUUCCGGAAAGUUGACCGAGUUGACGUUUCCCUCUGCCUUGUCACGGGCUACGGACCCGUAAUCGUUGUACAUGCGACACAUGGUAGACAGGUGCUUGCAGACGGAUGCGGCCAUGUACUUCUCUUCCGCAGUUCCAAAGCAAUCUUUCCCCUGCCCGAGCGAAGCGCCCAACAGGCAGCUCACAAACUGAAAAGAAUACGGGCAUGAAGUAUGUUCUGCUGAGGUGGUGCGUACCCAGUGGGAAAAACUGUCUGUGGCCGUGCUAUAAACCCCUCCGCUAGAGGGGUGCUCGAGCUGGAAUCUGGCGUUGUCUUCUAUCUGCGUUACGUGGGCCAAGAGGAAUUCCUUCAGGCGCCGACGCAGCCCGUUGC